AUGUUCAGCGCCGAAGCUUUUCUAAAAAUGCAGUUGAGUCAGGUGCGAAGGUUGACCACGCUGUCCUCCGCACUCUUUUCAGUCCACAUCUCGUUGGUAGCUGAAAUAAAACCAAAACUGUCCAUCCUCCGCGGCUGCCGCUGGAUGGCAACCAUCGAUCUACUUUCCGAGCAGCAUCAUCCACCAGGAGUUUCGGAUACAUAUCAGGCCGAUCAUCAACAAAACGAUCAGGAUGCAACAAGCAAAUGGAAAUUUAUAUACCAAAGGGGAUUUUCAGUGGCAGUUACAAUCAAAUUCUGGACAAGUUGUAGGCACUACGACAAGUCUGAUAAAAGUGGGACUAUCAGUCAACAUAUGGGGAGUGUGACCACAACUUGA
This is a messenger RNA of Fasciola hepatica (liver fluke), 378 nucleotides long. The record is from the annotation of a GenBank genome assembly. Lineage: Eukaryota; Metazoa; Platyhelminthes; Trematoda; Plagiorchiida; Fasciolidae.